CAGCAGUUGGAUCCGGGAGAUUGGGUUGUCUGGGUCGAUCCGCGGCAGAUUCGGCAGUUGUUCAAGCAUAAACCGAAGACCAGACAUGGAGGGGAGCAGCUGGGCUACGACUCGGACUUGGAGAGGAGGAGGGGAAGCAGAAGGCUGAAGAAGCGGAGACAA
Molecule: messenger RNA, 162 nt
Organism: Neurospora tetraspora
Lineage: Eukaryota; Fungi; Ascomycota; Sordariomycetes; Sordariales; Sordariaceae
Exons: 1
Source: RefSeq, a predicted model, not a curated record